Messenger RNA from Cololabis saira (Pacific saury), 1711 nucleotides. It is a transcript of the gene trnt1, whose product is annotated as tRNA nucleotidyl transferase, CCA-adding, 1. Gene Ontology annotation, molecular function: nucleotidyltransferase activity; RNA binding. The transcript has 7 exons. The record is from RefSeq and is a predicted model, not a curated record. Bases 272 to 1600 code for a protein of 442 amino acids. Gene Ontology annotation, biological process: RNA processing. NCBI's taxonomy places the organism in Eukaryota, Metazoa, Chordata, Actinopteri, Beloniformes, Belonidae.
UAAAGUGUGACGCGCCGCGCCGCCAUUGGUCGAACCGCGCACGUGUCCGUGAGCCGUCCCGCAGCGCUUCCGGGGAGACCUGGACAUAACUGCCCCGUGAAGGGGGAAUAAAGUCCCGGUCCAUGAACGCUGAAGGCAGUUAACACCUUGAUGGUAGUUACAUUAAAGUAACGGACGGUUCAGGUUUUACGCCCUCGUAGAAGCGGGACGGUUGGAACAGGGAGCAGCUCGCUGCUCGGACGCAGGUGGAGCGGGGUUUGCCCCGGGGCAGAUGUGGAGCAGACUGCUGGGUCCUGGUGUGGUCAGACUGCUGGGUCCUGGUGUGGUCACAGCUCUGGGUCCUGGUGUGGUCACAGCUCUGGGCGUGAGGACACUCUUCACCAUGAGGCUCAAGACCCGAGACUUCAAGGCUCUGUUCACGGACGGACUGAACGGACUCGCAGAGGUGUUUGAGAAGCACCAGCAUGAGCUGCGGAUAGCUGGGGGUGCAGUGCGGGAUUUGCUGUCGGGGAAGAGACCCGAGGACGUGGACUUCGCCACCACAGCCACUCCAGAGGAGAUGAAGAACAUGUUUCAAACUGCAGGGAUCCGGAUGAUCAACAAUAAAGGAGAGAAGCAUGGAACCAUUACAGCGCGGCUCGACAAUCAGAACUUUGAGGUGACAACGUUACGAGUGGAUGUCCAGACAGACGGACGACACGCUGAGGUGGAGUUCACCACCGACUGGCAGAAAGACGCUGAGCGCAGAGACCUCACCAUCAACUCCAUGUUUUUAGGGCUUGAUGGCACGUUAUACGACUAUUUUAAGGGCUAUGAAGACCUGCAGAACCGUAAGGUGCGAUUUGUUGGAAGUUCUGAACAAAGGAUACAGGAGGACUACCUACGAAUACUGCGCUAUUUCAGGUUUUAUGGCAGGGUGGCUUUGAAGCCCGGCGAGCACGAUCCGGAGACGCUGACCGCUAUCAGGGAAAACGGCAAAGGUUUGGCUGCGAUAUCAGGAGAGAGGAUUUGGGUGGAGCUGAAGAAAAUGGUUGUGGGUAACCAUGCUGCCCAUCUGCUGGAGCUCAUCUACAGCCUGGAGCUGGCCCAGUACAUCGGUUUGCCUCCAGAUGGCGACGUGGAGGAGAUGAAGCGAGUGUGGCAACAUGCCAAGGAGCACUCUCCCAAACCGAUGACCGUCGUGGCUGCUCUGUUCCGCUGCCCGGAGGAGGUGGACAGGAUGGACCUCCGGCUGAAAGUGUCUCGAGAAGAGAAGACCCUGGUUCAGUUCCUGCUCAAACACAGGCGGGAGCUGUGCAGGGGGGACGGGGAGCCGGACGGACUCAGACCUUUCACAGACUUCAUCAUCGACAAUCGGGAGCUGGACUCUCACAGUAAGGUGUGUGAGCUGCUCAAGUAUCAAGGGGAGGAGAAGCUGCUCCAGGAGCUGCUUCGGUGGUCCAUCCCUCACUUCCCCAUCAAUGGCCAUGACAUCAGGAAGAUGGGAAUCUCCUCAGGAAAGGACAUUGGUGCCGCGCUUCAGAAGCUCCGCGACAUCUGGAAGAAGAGCCGCUACCAGAUGGACAAAGAUGAACUCCUCAGUCACGUGAAGGCGCCGUAAACGACAGGAACAACGGAGGAACGGAGCGGCAGGCUGGAACAUGUUCCUGAGUCAUAUUUAUGAUUUUUCUUUUCACAAUAAAAAGAAAAAAAAAAACAUUUACUCUGGGAA